AGAUGGAUAAGAGGGCAAACGAAAAAAAAAACUGUUUCAGACAAAUCCAUCGACUCGGAGGUAGCAGACAAGAUCUCGGAUGGAAGUCUAGGCACCUCAGACAAAUUAUCAUCUCCAGGGCCGGAAAAUGAAAGCAGCUCUCCGCAAUUGUCAGCAGAGACGAUGAGGAGCCUGAAUGAGGAGAUUUCUCGGACUCUGGACUUAACAGGCACUAUAACUGGAACUAGAACUGGGACGACAACCAGUGGGACAGCAACAACAACAACAACAUCGACCACGACGACACAAGACGAGACGGGAGAUCUGUCGACACAUCCAAAGAAGGACGAAGUUGGAAAAACAGUUGCCGGUGAGUGCAGGAAUAUAUUGCCCGUAUUAGUUGAGCAUUUGCGCUCGGCACUCGAGCUGACAUCGGCCAGUACUAAGCGGAGUCUCGCGGACGAGCCACUGGCACCAGAUCCGCUCCAUAAUUCCCAGGAUUCAUCAGCAACACCAUUAUCAUCCAUGGAUUUCAAUUUAUUCGGAGAUCUCCUGGUCUCGGACAUAAAAACCGCCCUGGUGAGGCUCCAGGACACCUUAAAGCGCGUGGACGUCGACGCUCUGACCAGAUACAGUGCCACCCUGGAGUCCAACGACAAGUUACGGCUCCUGCAGUUGAUUUCCAACUUAGUUUCCAAUUUAAAACUCGCCAAAUUAUCUUCUGAUGAAGAACCAGUCGCUGUUCCUCCAGUUCCUCCAGUUCCUGCUGCGCCAGCGGUCAAAAAAAGGUUCAGGGGCAAGGACAGGCACACAAUUGGUGUCAGCAGUGAAGAACUAGCCCGAGCCAGGCGUUGGCUUGAAGAAAAAGGCACCGGAGUGAGCCUAACUUCUCAAAGACUCUCUCUUGCUCCGCAAUUUACAGAACCAGGCAAAGAAAAUGCAAAAGUCGAGAGAGAAAGCAGUGAAAAGAUGUGCGACAAGCACAUCAAGGACAAGAUUAAUCAGCAGCAGUUGCAAAACAGAAAGGACAAUGAUGUGCCAGCUUCUGAAAGUGACAUUGGUGAUAAGUUAGAAGAACCUGUUAAUUUUUUGAAUAUUAAUAACAAAGUUGCAAGUAAUAAGUUCACCGCUAAGAAGUUCAAGAUUAAACGUGCUAAUACUAUUGAUAUUCCUAAUUACUUGAAGCUUCAGGCGGAAAAAUCGCAAUCUUCCAGUCCGGGAUUGAGAAGGCCAAUUGAUAUUGGGGAUAGGCUCUCUUGGAACCAAGGAAGUGUUUUGAUUCCUUCUUUUGAACCUAAAACGGAAAACGAUCGCAAGUUUUUGGCUCUUAUUAAUCGUAAUAAUAAUGAUAACAAUAUUAAUAACAAUUUUUAUAGUAAUAAUGUUAAUACUUACAAUUACAGUAAUGGUAAUAGUUUUAAUCAACCGUUCAAGAGUUUUAAUUACCGGCAAACAAGUUCGAUUGCUGAUAAAAACUGGAAAAGUAGGUUUUCAAAUAUAAAAACCGCGUUUGACAAGCCUUCACCACCAGCUUCUGUUGACGGUUCUUCAAGAAGAAGUUCUAUAUCUCGAGAAGAAAGCAAACAUGUUAUAGUUGGUUCAUUGAGACUCAAACCAGAGCCAUCUGCCCAAAAGAACAAUUUUGGAACUAAGAAUGGAACAUUUACUCACGCAGCGACAUCUCCGUUCCAGAAGAUUAAUAAUAAGAGUAUUAAUUGUAAUAAUAGUUGUAAUAAUGAUGAAAAACCUACGCCGUCUUAUUAUUUGCCGGCUUGUGCUUCUAAUGGAAUGCUUCGAGCCAAAUUGAAGAUGUUUGAUCAGCAAGAUACGCUGGGUGAUCCGUUACCGAGGGUCAAAUCUAAAGCAAAUACCAAAGUAAAUGUGAAACCAGAAAAAAUAAUCAAAGACACUGCUUUGAAUCAUUGCCAAAAUCAAAUACGUAACAAUGGAUUUCGUAAUUCGUCUUACGAUAACGUUAAGAGACACUCUGGCGUUUACGAUUCUAAUGGCAAUAUCACUAAUCAUUUGAUUAAUAUUAAUAACAAUGUGAUUAAUGAUGAUAAAAAGGUACAGGGUCAAGAUAUCCAAAAGCAGAGUGUUGCAGUGCAAACAAAUUAUCCAAUCGAAUUGAAUGAUGUCGAAAAUGAAUCAUUGAUACGAAGUUGUCCCCGGCAGCUACACAAUCCUAAGUACCAAUCUGUGCCAAGAACGUUUUACGAGAAUGAAAAUCCUAUAUAUGUACCGCCUAAACCAGUGCCAACUUCGCGAGAUAUUGAUUUUUUGGUUGAUGCCAAUUACAGCAAUCGGUUUAUUGAUGAUGAAUCCGAGAAUUCGUUCUUGGACGACGAAAAUAUCGCUAAUCAGGAUAUUUCUGAUGAUAGGAUUGUUACGCGUUAUACAAGCGCUAUUGCUACUGUGGAAAAUUCUCCAAUAUCACCGGCUUCAGUGUCGCCAUCUGGUUUUCAAGAAGGUUCUGGGCAACCGGUUUUAAGUGAUGAUGUUCAGAGGCAUAAUUUACUUCAGCAAAGCUUGAUUAGAAGGCUGCAAUAUGAACCAGAUUCUUUGAUUAAACCUAUUCAAGCUCCGCAGGUUCAGUUGCAACCUCAACCUCUAAUUCAGUUCCAACCCAAACCUCAACCUCAGUUCCAACCUCAACCUCAAAAUCAGUUCCAACCUCAAACUCAAUUCCAACCACAAAUUCCGGUUCAAUUUCAACCAAAACUUCAAAAUCAGCUCCUAAACCAAAACCCAAGGUACUCUUUAAUAAAUUACACCGAAAAUACAUCCCCAAUAAAUGAAGAACCUACCCAAAAUGGACGUGAAUCAAUAGAACCACUAAUAGAAAGCCGCAACACCCUGGAAAAAAUCAACAUCUUCGAAGAAAAAUCAACCCGGCGACCAGAACCUCUAGUGAUUCGCCCCAUCUACGUUCCACCGAAGAUAAACAUCAUGAGUCCAUCAAAAACAACGCCUCAAAGCCCAAAACUAACCAUUAAUCCUUACGUACCAUCUCUACCAGUAAAAUAUUCGACCCCCGUGGACUCCAGCGAUGAAUAUCUAGUAAAUUGCGCGACUCGCCCGCACAGAUCGAUUGUCCUCUCUAAAUCCGAGUCCUGGCACCAGCUGGCACUGUCCAAGAACCACCUCCAGGUGCCGCCACCUGCUGUUCCGACCCACAAGCCACCUCGCGUCAGUUCCAAGAACUUCCACGGGGAGUCUGCUGAUCGGAACAUGAAGAAGAUGGAAGAAAAGGUCCAGCGGUACUUCUACAAGUCUGAGGGCCAAAAAAGAGAGUCAAGCUCUUCGGGAAGUGGCAAGCGGAGAUCCUUCUCGCCGAGAAAAAAUAACCUAACUUUGGCACGGAGUCAUACCAUGCCGCAUAUUUAUGACGAUGCAACUGAUGUCGACAAGGCAUUCGACAGUCUCUUUGAAGAAACGACGCGCGAUAAUCGCCAUUGA
Molecule: messenger RNA, 3438 nt
Organism: Cotesia congregata
Lineage: Eukaryota; Metazoa; Arthropoda; Insecta; Hymenoptera; Braconidae
Source: the annotation of a GenBank genome assembly